AUGCAGGUAGAAGUCACCGACCAAUGCAUUGUAAAAAGCAAUGACUAUAAUAAUAUUCCAUUUAAGUGGCAGAUUUUAGGCCAAGGUGAGAUGAUGGCUGAAUAUGUUGAGUAUUGUGUUCAUAUCUCAGUAGAAAAUCUGUCCUCCCUCUUGGAGAUAUCGGAUGCUCAUCUGCUUUAA
Messenger RNA from Prunus armeniaca (apricot), 180 nucleotides. Lineage: Eukaryota; Viridiplantae; Streptophyta; Magnoliopsida; Rosales; Rosaceae. The record is from the annotation of a GenBank genome assembly.